CGCGGAACCGGACGUUCCUGUCCAGGCUUCCGGGGCGGUGGGCGCUGACGUGGAGGCGAACUUGGUGUUGCGGGCAGCAAGCGGCUGGCAGGCCCCAAAGAGCCCAGACUGGCAGGAUGCUCACCAAGUUCGAGACCAAGAGCGCGCGAGUCAAAGGGCUCAGUUUUCAUCCCAAAAGGCCCUGGAUCUUGACCAGUUUACACAACGGGGUCAUCCAGUUAUGGGACUAUCGGAUGUGCACUCUCAUUGACAAGUUUGAUGAACAUGACGGUCCAGUGCGAGGCAUUGACUUCCACAAGCAGCAGCCCCUGUUUGUGUCUGGAGGGGAUGACUAUAAAAUUAAGGUUUGGAAUUAUAAACUUCGACGCUGUCUGUUCACAUUGCUUGGACACUUGGACUAUAUCCGUACCACAUUUUUUCAUCAUGAAUACCCUUGGAUUCUGAGUGCCUCUGACGAUCAGACCAUCCGAGUAUGGAACUGGCAGUCUAGAACCUGUGUCUGUGUAUUAACAGGGCACAACCAUUAUGUAAUGUGUGCUCAGUUCCACCCCUCAGAAGACCUGGUUGUGUCAGCCAGCCUGGACCAGACUGUGCGUGUUUGGGAUAUUUCUGGUCUAAGGAAAAAGAACCUGUCUCCGGGUGCAGUGGAGUCGGAUGUGAGGGGCUUAACUGGGGUGGAUCUGUUCGGCACGACGGAUGCUGUGGUGAAGCACGUGCUGGAGGGUCAUGAUCGUGGAGUAAAUUGGGCUGCCUUCCACCCCACCAUGCCUCUGAUUGUAUCUGGGGCAGAUGACCGUCAAGUGAAGAUCUGGCGCAUGAAUGAGUCAAAAGCAUGGGAGGUUGAUACCUGUCGGGGCCAUUACAACAAUGUGUCCUGUGCUGUUUUCCACCCACGCCAGGAGCUGAUCCUCAGCAAUUCUGAGGACAAGAGCAUUAGAGUCUGGGAUAUGUCUAAGCGGACUGGAGUUCAGACUUUCCGGAGGGAUCAUGAUCGUUUCUGGGUCCUUGCUGCACACCCCAACCUUAACCUCUUUGCAGCAGGCCAUGAUGGUGGGAUGAUAGUGUUUAAGCUGGAGCGGGAGCGGCCAGCCUACGCUGUUCACGGCAACACCUUACACUAUGUCAAGGACCGGUUCCUGCGGCAGCUGGACUUCACCAGCUCCAAGGAUGUGGCUGUGAUGCAGUUGAGGAGUGGUUCCAAGUUUCCAGUAUUCAAUAUGUCAUAUAAUCCAGCAGAAAAUGCAGUCCUGCUGUGCACAAGAGCCAGCAACUUGGAGAACAGCACAUAUGACCUGUACACCAUCCCCAAGGAUGCGGACUCCCAGAACCCCGAUGCCCCUGAAGGAAAGCGAUCCUCAGGCCUGACAGCCGUUUGGGUUGCUCGAAAUCGGUUUGCUGUCCUGGAUCGGAUGCACUCGCUUCUGAUCAAGAAUCUGAAGAAUGAGAUCACCAAGAAGGUGCAGGUUCCCAACUGUGACGAGAUCUUCUACGCAGGCACAGGCAACCUUCUUCUUCGGGAUGCAGAGUCCAUUACCCUCUUUGAUGUGCAGCAGAAGCGGUCUCUGGCAUCUGUGAAGAUUUCCAAGGUGAAGUACGUGAUCUGGUCUGCAGACAUGUCCCAUGUAGCACUCCUGGCCAAACAUGAGCACUCAUGCCCUUUGCCUCUUACAGCCAUUGUGAUCUGUAACCGCAAACUGGAGGCUCUGUGUAACAUUCAUGAGAACAUCCGUGUCAAGAGUGGGGCCUGGGAUGAGAGUGGGGUAUUUAUCUAUACCACAAGCAACCACAUCAAAUAUGCUGUCACCACUGGGGACUACGGGAUCAUCCGCACACUGGACUUACCCAUCUAUGUCACUCGAGUGAAAGGCAACAACGUGUACUGCCUGGACAGGGAGUGCCGCCCAAGGGUGCUCACUAUCGAUCCCACUGAGUUCAAGUUCAAGCUGGCCCUGAUCAACAGGAAAUACGAUGAGGUCCUGCACAUGGUGAGGAAUGCCAAACUUGUGGGGCAGUCCAUCAUUGCAUACCUCCAGAAGAAGGGCUAUCCUGAAGUGGCACUGCAUUUCGUUAAGGAUGAGAAAACCCGCUUCAGCCUGGCACUGGAGUGUGGCAACAUUGAGAUUGCUUUGGAAGCAGCCAAGGCUCUGGAUGACAAGAACUGCUGGGAAAAGCUAGGAGAAGUGGCCUUGCUACAGGGGAACCACCAGAUUGUGGAAAUGUGUUACCAGCGCACCAAAAACUUUGACAAACUUUCUUUCCUGUACCUUAUCACUGGCAACCUAGAAAAACUUCGCAAGAUGAUGAAGAUUGCUGAAAUACGCAAGGACAUGAGUGGCCAUUACCAGAAUGCCCUAUACCUUGGUGACGUGUCAGAACGUGUGCGGAUCCUCAGAAACUGUGGACAAAAGUCCUUGGCCUACCUCACAGCUGCUACCCAUGGCCUAGAUGAAGAAGCCGAGUGCCUGAAAGAGACCUUUGAUCCAGAGAAAGAGACAAUCCCAGACAUUGACCCUGAAGCCAAGCUGCUGCAGCCACCUGCACCCAUCAUGCCACUGGACACCAACUGGCCAUUGCUGACUGUGUCCAAGGGCUUCUUUGAGGGCUCCAUUGCCAGCAAGGGGAAAGGAGGUGCACUGGCUGCUGACAUCGACAUCGACACUGUGGGCACUGACGGCUGGGGAGAGGAUGCUGAGCUGCAGCUGGAUGAAGAUGGGUUUGUAGAGGCCACUGAAGGUUUUGGGGAAGAAGGCUUUGGAAGGGGACAAGAAGAAGGAGGUGGCUGGGAUGUGGAGGAAGAUCUGGAUCUUCCACCUGAGCUGGAUAUCGCCCCAGGGGCAGCCGGUGGCUCUGAAAAUGGCUUCUUUGUGCCGCCCACUAAGGGAACCAGCCCAACUCAGAUCUGGUGCAACAACUCUCAGCUUCCAGUUGAUCACAUCCUGGCAGGCUCUUUUGAGACAGCCAUGCGGCUGCUUCAUGACCAGGUAGGGGUGACUCAGUUUGGCCCCUACAAGCAGUUGUUCAUGCAGACCUACGCCCGAGGCCGUACCACCUUCCAGGCUCUGCCUUGCCUUCCCUCCCUGUAUGGCUACCCCAAUCGCAACUGGAAGGAUGCAGGACUGAAGGGAGGUUUACCAGCUGUGGGCUUAAAGCUUAACGACCUCAUCCAGCGCCUACAACUAUGCUACCAAUUCACCACAGUUGGCAAAUUUGAGGAGGCCGUGGAGAAAUUCCGCUCCAUCUUACUCAGUGUACCACUGCUGGUUGUGGACAAUAAGCAGGAAAUUGCAGAGGCCCAGCAACUUGUCACCAUUUGCCGUGAGUACAUCGUGGGCCUGUCCAUGGAAAUAGAGAGGAAGAAGCUGCCCAAGGAGUCUCUCGAGCAGCAGAAGCGCAUCUGUGAGAUGGCGGCCUACUUCACACAUUCCAACCUGCAGCCCGUGCACAUGAUCCUGGUGCUGCGCACAGCCCUCAACCUCUUCUUCAAGCUCAAGAACUUUAAGACAGCUGCCACCUUUGCUCGACGCCUGUUGGAACUUGGGCCUAAGCCAGAGGUGGCUCAGCAGACCCGCAAAAUCCUGUCUGCCUGUGAGAAGAACCCCACAGAUGCCUGCCAGCUGAAUUAUGACAUGCACAACCCUUUCGACAUCUGUGCUGCAUCUUACCGGCCCAUCUACCGUGGGAAGCCAGUGGAGAAAUGUCCCCUCAGUGGGGCCUGCUAUUUACCAGAGUUCAAGGGUCAGAUCUGCAGAGUCACUACAGUGACGGAGAUUGGCAAAGAUGUCAUUGGUUUGAGGAUCAGCCCUCUGCAGUUCCGCUGAGGUGCCCUUGUUGUAUGAGGCAGGUCACCUUUCCCUUCACCUUCACCCUUACCCCACCCCCAACUCAGAGAAGUCCCUCCAGCUCCCCCUUUCUCUGGCACCCUUAGGACUGUUGGCAUAGAGUCCCUUUCCUAAAACCCACAUAUCCUUUUCUCUGAUGAUAAUCAUUGUGUCCAAAUGUGUUCUGGCUUUCCCAGUGUAGGUCUUUCCAGACAAGUGGAAGUUCAGUGAUGAGCACUUGAGUGGUCCAUGCCUUUCCUGCCCAUCCUCUCUCUCCCAUAAUCUCUCUGUCCUUUUCAGUAAAGGGAGUGAGUGUACCAAGUAAGAGCUGUGUCACAGCAAACUUAACUGUCCCGUUUCCUUGACAUUUCAGUUUCCAGCUGAACCCGUGUGUGAAAACCCAUAGCUUGAGAGGAACCACUGGGUUUUUCAGAAACACACGCACUUUUGAUUGAUUUGUCCUUUAUAACCAUUGUCCUUGUAUUUUGUGUCUCACACUAAAUAAAAUAAAGUACAUUUCUGUGGAA
Erinaceus europaeus (western European hedgehog) is the source of this 4345-nucleotide messenger RNA. It is a transcript of the gene COPA, whose product is annotated as COPI coat complex subunit alpha. Gene Ontology annotation, biological process: intra-Golgi vesicle-mediated transport; intracellular protein transport; endoplasmic reticulum to Golgi vesicle-mediated transport. The coding region runs from base 117 to 3818 and encodes 1233 amino acids. The transcript is spliced from 33 exons. The record is from RefSeq and is a predicted model, not a curated record. Gene Ontology annotation, cellular component: COPI vesicle coat. Gene Ontology annotation, molecular function: protein binding; structural molecule activity. Lineage: Eukaryota; Metazoa; Chordata; Mammalia; Eulipotyphla; Erinaceidae.